CAUUAUGAGGGUCACACAAAGGAGAAUUGCUACAAACUUUAUGGCUAUCCAUCAGACUUCAAAGGAAAGAAGAAGGGGCACAGUCCUGGUGUGUGUGCAAACAGUGUGAGUAGUCCAAUAUUUCCAAUUGCAGCAGAAGCAGAGCAGUACCAACAGAUUCUUCAGAUGUUGUCCAAAGGGAAUGAAGAGGGGCUAGAAUCAUCUGCCAAGCUAGUUGUUGUAGGUACUCUAAUCACUCUAAUGUCCAAUUAUAUCAAGCAUAAUUGGAAUAUAGAUACAGGAGCCUCAAAUCACAUGACCUCAAACCUUGAUGCUCUUACAUCUUGUCAAGCAAUUCCCAGCUCAAAGAGAUGCACUAUUCAAUUACCUACUGGAAAUGUAGUUUAUGUAUCAUAUAAAGGAACCUCCUCGGUACUUAGAAACAAAAGUAUCUCUAAUGUGCUAUACAUUCCAGACUUUAGAUACAACUUGCUCUUAGUGUCUCAACUCACCAAAGAACUUCAAUGCACGGUAGCAUUCUUCCCUGAGUUCUGUAUUUUUCAGGAUUUCUAUAGUGGUCAGGUGAAGGAGAUUGGUAAGGAGGAGCAUGGUUUGUACAUACUUCAAGGAGGACCAUCACAGUACUCUGCAACAACACCAGAAAAUAAGUAUGCUCACACAUCCAACUUACUUGACUCUGAAUUAGUAUGGCAUGGGAACUCAUCACUGCCAUGCACAUGCUCCUAUUGAUGUAAUAA
Messenger RNA from Nicotiana tabacum (common tobacco), 737 nucleotides. Lineage: Eukaryota; Viridiplantae; Streptophyta; Magnoliopsida; Solanales; Solanaceae. The record is from RefSeq and is a predicted model, not a curated record.